GACAUCUAUAGAAACGCAACUUGUCGUCUUGCCAUUAGAAUCCACCAAAUUCCUUCGAUACAACUGGAACAGCCCUCUUAGAAGUCAGAACCCUAAAACUCUCUCUCUCUCUCUCCCCCUCUGUGAACCAGUUAUACUCUUGUUGCUUUGGCUAUUUGGGCAGAUUUCCUGCCAAAACAACAUUUAAGAGGCAUAUAAAAGGAAUUUGGAUUGGAGCACUAAGCACUUGGAAGCUUGUUCUGUAUCAUAAAUGGCAGAGGUGGUUGGGCCGAGAUUGUAUAGUUGUUGUAGUUGUAGAAAUCAUGUGGCUUUUCAUGAUGAUGUCAUUUCAAAGGCUUUUCAGGGAAGACAUGGUCGAGCAUUUCUUUUCUCACAUGCGAUGAACAUUGUGGAGGGGCCAAAGGAGGACAGACGAUUAACGACUGGUCUCCACACGGUUGCUGAUAUCUACUGCUGCGAUUGCAGAGAGGUGCUUGGGUGGAAAUAUGAAAGAGCAUAUGAGGAAACCCAGAAGUACAAGGAAGGAAAGUUCAUUCUCGAGAAGUCAAAAAUUGUCAAGGAAAACUGGUAGCAAUCAAGCAUGUCUCUUAUCGUUUGUCCUAAGUUGCUGUAAGUGUAGAGAUGAUAAUACACAUGUCCAUUGUGUCUAGGCAGUCUUUCAUGAUUUGAAAAUCUGCUCUUGUUGUUCAUUAAUGUGUGUACGUUAUUUAUUGUGUGGAUAUUGAAUUGGAGUUUAUCGAUUGUGUCAAUAAAUUGUGAAUAAUUCUUCGUCAUGCUCAUAUGAUUGAUAUGGA
Molecule: messenger RNA, 794 nt
Organism: Tripterygium wilfordii
Lineage: Eukaryota; Viridiplantae; Streptophyta; Magnoliopsida; Celastrales; Celastraceae
Product: protein yippee-like At4g27745
Exons: 3
Coding region: 251-571 (106 amino acids)
Source: RefSeq, a predicted model, not a curated record